UCUCUCUCUCUCUCUCUCUCUCUCUCUCUCUCUCUCUCUCUCUCCUGUCCUGAUCUCGGUAUCAGAUUUUGUCUCGCGCAAGAUUUGUCAAUCUUAUAUUGUAUUAAGUAAAUUCAAUCACAAUUUAAUUUGUUUCAAAUAAACACACAGAGAGAUCAGUUGCUUGAAUGAUGAGUUUCAGACUUUGUAUUGACCGAAGAACGGUCACGAAUCUAUUCAAGAUGACUAGAUCUUUGAGCGACCUGUGCAAUGACUUAGCUCUUUCUGAUUACUGUCGCAGAUUGUUGAUCGCUCUCUCUAAAUAAUGGAUGUAAGCACCGGGGACGGUGACGACGUAUCUUUUCACCUAGGUGAGAUGUUUGACAGUUACGAGGAGCUGGAACAGAAACUUGACAGAUUCUCUAAGCAGAGUUUGGUGCAUUACUGGAGGCGCGACAGCAGAACUGUGAGCGGCGCUCAUAUGAAAACCGCUCGACCUAUUAGCGAGAAGUUGAAAUAUUAUUCUGUCAAAUAUGCUUGCAUUUACGGCGGUCAAAAGUUCCUGCCACGCGGUGCUGGCAGAAGACAAUCUCAAUCAAUACGAACAAACUGUCCCGCACACAUCAUGCUCCGAGCUUCCAAGGAUGGCACGAAAUUGGAAGUGACCAGCGUUAACAAUGAACACAAUCACGAAAUCUCAGAGGAACUGUUUAAAAACCUUCCGCAAGAGAGAAAGCUCUGUGGCGAGAUCAAACAGGAAGUUCAGGAUCUCAUGCAGUUGCACAUCGAUCGGAAGAGAUUGAAAGAGUACGUGCGAUUGCGCACUAACAAGAUACUGCGAUCCAAAGAUCUGUUCAAUAUAGCCGCGGCCAACAAGCAGAAGAGACACAUCACGCCGGAACGGAUGUGUCAGUUGUUCAAGAAGAUUCUCGAGGCGGAGAAAAUGGAAAAACUGCAAGGGAGAGACGGCGGUAAAAAGAGAGAUCUUGAGUCCGACACCGAAAUAAGACAAACCAUUAAAAGAAUGAAGAAAGAGGACGAAUCCACUUGGAGUCAAGAGGGAUUGUCGGCAGCGGAAUUAGAAGUUAGCGAGGGAAACGACGGCGAGGAGUCUUACAGCAGUCAGUUGACGCAGGAAGAGGUCGGUGAAAUCAAUACGAGCGAAGGCGAAUUAAUAAGAACGAGCACUGAGGGCGAUAUAAUGACGACCGACGGGGAAAUAGUAGGCGAGCUUGUGAUGGAGAGCAACGACCCGUCGGUGAUAGUAGAAUCUAUUGUCAAUACAGACGGUUCUGUUUUCGUUGACGAGAGAGAAUUCAAUAGCUAUUGCGAGGAUCCCCUGACGCAUGCGGUGGACGAGAGCCAAUCGCCGAAGCCAUGCGAUAUAGAGACCAUCGUUCCAACCGCCGCCAUCGAGAAAGUUGCGAAAGGAACGUCCACGUCGCCUAGUCACAAGUCGCAAAGCGACACGUUGGUGCUGCAGCAACCCCCGAAGUCACCCGACAGUUUCGACGAAGCGGAUUCGAGAAUCUGGAUUAUGAAGGAGAGUCCCACGAUAGAAACGGAACCGGAAAGUCGGUCCGCAAGUGAGACGAACAUGACCAAACUCGACGACGAGCAGCAAGGCGCGGAGACGUCCAAGGCAGUAUUGUCGGACGAAGCGAAUAAUCAGCUACUUCAGGAACAACUGACCGUGUUGCGCGCGGAAAAGGGAAAGUUGCAUCAAGAGACCGAGAUGCUGAAGCUGAAGAAGGACAAGUUAAAGUUGCAGAUCAGAUGUUACACGAACAAGAUAAAGAAACAGGAAAUGGAGACGGAAAAGCUGAGGCUCGAGAUCAAGCUGCUCCAGUCUAAAGUCAUGGAGGACACUAACGAUGUAUCCCACUACAUCUUUGUGCCUUGAACUCUCUUUGCUCUUGUUGUAAAAUAUGUACAGAUAUUUACUUAUUAUGUGAGCUCACAUUAGCAGCGUAAGUGAGAUGCGAUCAUUGAUUGUAUUGAGAACAGAUCUAUUUCUUCAUUGGAUAUAGGAUAGGAUAAAAUGCGCGAAUAUAUAUAUAUGUUCCUGUAGUUCGUUUUUGCGCUAAGAAGCUCUUGUUCUAGUCUCAUUGCUCGCGAAUUGCCACGAAAUAGGAUGAUGCUCUUAGCGCAAAAAAAAAAGAAAAAAGAAAAGUUCAAUACAACCUCUCAAAACGUACACAGUCGGAAUCGACCAACAUCCGAAAACUUAUAUAUUUCCCUUUUCCCUUACUCUUUAACUCACGUAUGCGCAAAGACUAUCUGCGCUAAUGCUAGCGCAGUUUGUAAUCGUGCGCGGUUUUAAUCAUGCUUAGUGGUGGGAAAAGCGAUAAAGGGGAAAAUUUAUACGGUUUGAGAGUUGAUGCGUAUACGUUGUAGAGUUCUAUACAUCUUAUACACAUCUUAUAUAAAAAAAAAAUAAAAGAGGAUAUCAUAUAAGUGAUACAGUCAACAAGAGAGGAAUAAAUACAAGAAACAAAUAGCUUUGUAUGUAAAUUUGUAACAUUUGUGUACGUUGAUUUAUGUAAAAAAAUUUUUGUUCUAUAAUUUCGAACAUACAAUAUAUA
Molecule: messenger RNA, 2564 nt
Organism: Pseudomyrmex gracilis
Lineage: Eukaryota; Metazoa; Arthropoda; Insecta; Hymenoptera; Formicidae
Exons: 5
Coding region: 305-1882 (525 amino acids)
Source: RefSeq, a predicted model, not a curated record